Messenger RNA from Amphibalanus amphitrite, 984 nucleotides. RefSeq names its product putative pterin-4-alpha-carbinolamine dehydratase. Bases 143 to 571 code for a protein of 142 amino acids. Gene Ontology annotation, molecular function: 4-alpha-hydroxytetrahydrobiopterin dehydratase activity. The transcript has 3 exons. Gene Ontology annotation, biological process: tetrahydrobiopterin biosynthetic process. The record is from RefSeq and is a predicted model, not a curated record. NCBI's taxonomy places the organism in Eukaryota, Metazoa, Arthropoda, Thecostraca, Balanomorpha, Balanidae.
AUCGAUCGAACGGUGUGACUGAGGCCUGUAAGUCCGACAUACUCGCCGUGCCGGUACCGACGGCUGGCGGUCCGCCCCGCUCGGGUGCGCGGUGUCGAGUGGCCAGACCCCUCACGGGAGGUCGGGUCAGGUCAGGUCCGAGAUGAGGCCGCUGUGCCGAGCUGUGUCGUUCCUCCCGCUGCUGAUGGCGGUACCGCAGCAGCAGCAGAGGCGGCCCGCAGUCACUGCCGCCGGCUCCGAGAGAGCUCCUGGCCCUGACGCCAAGAGGAUGAAGCUGAGCGACGACGAGCGCACGGAAAAGCUGGAGCCGCUGCUGAAGGCCGGCUGGAGCAAGACAGACGGACGGGACGCCAUCGAGAAAAAGUUCCAGUUCAAGGACUUCAACCAGGCGUGGGGCUUCAUGAGUCGCGUGGCCCUGAAGGCGGAGAAGAUGGACCACCAUCCGGAGUGGUUCAACGUCUACAACCGUGUGGACAUCACACUCUCCACCCACGACUGCGGUGGCCUCAGCGGCAAGGACGUCACCCUGGCCAGCUUCAUCGACUCGGUGGCAGGCUCUGGAGCGCAGUAGGACGGCCAAGGGCAGCGGGAUCACCCCGAGCAGUGGGACGGCCAAGGGCAGCAGGAUGACAUCGAACGGCAGUGGAAUGGCGAGAGACCCAGGUGACUGGUGUCAUGAGGUGACUUGUGAGGCACUGUAAUGUGCGGGGGACGAGGAGUGACAUGCUGGAGAGCCGCGAGGUCACGAGGGCCUGGUGACAGAUACAUACGGUAAGGAAGGCAGGGCGGCAAGGUGGAUGCAUUGGCAAGAAAGUACGCUUGCCCCACGGCAGAGUGGUCAGAAAAGAACAGGGAAAUAAUACUCGUUUUUAGGUGGACGUCUUGUUGUUGCGCUUGUGUUGACGCGUUCCUGCCAAACUGGGACCAACAGCUUCAUCGCAGCUUUAUUUUGCGAACGUUGUGUAAAUAAAUGUUGCAAAAGUA